AUGAAGAUAUAUCUCAGAGCAUUGGGGGGUUUCGUUAUCACCACAACUCCGCUUUCGUGCUGCCUAAUGGCUUGGAGGGGAGCUAGCGGAAAUGGAAUUGCGUUUAUCGGGCCCAUCGUGUUCCUGGGAGGACUUUUGCUGCUCAUAACGAGCAUCCUUGAGUUCGUUUUAGGAAACACCUUCCCAUGUGUUGUAUUUGGUACUAUCGGGGGAUUUUGGUUUGCAUUUGCAGCCUCUAUGAUUCCAUCUUUCAAUGCCGCAGCACCUUAUUCACCGUCGGCUUCUGAUACAGUUGCUGGGCUCUCAAGCCCUGGGUUUAUGACUACGUAUGCCUUUCUAUUCAUCACCAUGGCAGUUCUCAUGUUAAUCUUCAUGAUCUGCGCGACACGCACGAAUGUCGUUUACACCCUGAUAUUCCUGUCUCUUCUUGUGGUCUUCCUUCUCCUCUCUUCUGCUUACUGGAGACUGGCUGAUGGCGACGCUGCCGUCGGCGACCGUUGUGUUAAGGGCGCUGGAGCUUCGCUUUUUGUGGCUAGUCUUCUUGGAUUUUAUCUGCUUAUCGUUCAGCUUUUUGAGGCCUUGGACUUUCCCUUCCACUUGCCUGUUGGCGACCUGGGAACGUUAUGGGAAACUUGUAAAAAGAAGUCACUUUCAAGGGGCAAUGACAGAUGCGAUAUCGAGGAUCCUGCUGCUGUUGGUGAUUAUGGCAGCUCUUGA
Messenger RNA from Penicillium manginii, 717 nucleotides. RefSeq lists its product as uncharacterized. Gene Ontology annotation, molecular function: acetate transmembrane transporter activity. The record is from RefSeq and is a predicted model, not a curated record. The transcript has 7 exons. NCBI's taxonomy places the organism in Eukaryota, Fungi, Ascomycota, Eurotiomycetes, Eurotiales, Aspergillaceae. Gene Ontology annotation, cellular component: plasma membrane. The coding region runs from base 1 to 717 and encodes 238 amino acids.